This is a messenger RNA of Saccostrea echinata, 1364 nucleotides long. RefSeq names its product gastrin/cholecystokinin type B receptor-like. The transcript has a single exon. The coding region runs from base 1 to 1248 and encodes 415 amino acids. Gene Ontology annotation, biological process: neuropeptide signaling pathway. Gene Ontology annotation, cellular component: membrane. NCBI's taxonomy places the organism in Eukaryota, Metazoa, Mollusca, Bivalvia, Ostreida, Ostreidae. Gene Ontology annotation, molecular function: G protein-coupled peptide receptor activity. The record is from RefSeq and is a predicted model, not a curated record.
AUGGAUAACGCCACGUAUAUUUCGGAGAAAUUGGAAAAGUGGAAUAGAGAACUUACAGAAAGUUUAAUCUUGAAUGAUGUAAUAUUGUCUUUAUAUAUGAUAAUGGGACUGUUGGGCAAUUCUACAGUUAUUAUUAUCUACGGUUUUAUGAUGAAAGGCAACAAAGAGGAGAGGUAUUUUAUUCCGUUCCUUGCAGUUGUGGACCUUUGCGGUUGUCUUGUUUCCUCUUCAUCCGCAAUUGCUCUCAACAUGAUGCAGGCGACAUUUUACAACAUUUAUGCGUGUAAAGCUGUGCAUUUUCUCACAAUGUUUCUCACCUUUACAUCAGGCCUCUUCCUUUUAAUCAUUGCUGUACACAGAUAUCUCAAGAUCCGCAAGCCGUUUGGAAAACAAAUGACAUUGAAGUGGAAACAAUUUGCAAUGUGUUUGAGUUUGAUAACAGCACUUACAUCAUCUUUACCUAUGAUCUAUUUUUUUGGACUAGUGCCCUUUCCAAAUACCAAAGAAGGGAUUAUAGGAUGGCGAUGCAGCAGGUUAAAAUCGGCCAAUAAAACAUUGUCUUUGAUAUUUGGAACCUUUGUUGUUAUAGCAACAGUCACUGUAAUGCUUUCUCUACUUAUUCUAUAUUCCAAAAUAGGAUAUACUAUUCUGCAACAUUUCAACAUCACCAAUGACAAAAAUAAAAGUUGUUCAGAGGCGGAAAUUACCGACGUGGAUCAAUUUCAGAAAAAGAUCUCAACCCAAGAUGAUCCCUUAAGUGCAAAAGAUAAUAAAAACCAUCCCAUUCAAUUGGACAGCAUUAAAGUAACUGGUUACAAUUCCAGUGAAACAGACGACACGAGAUUAUCCGGUAUGAAUUCUCCUGAAACAUCUGCAAAGACUACACAGAAAAUUUCUAUUAAAAUAACGACAUACAGAGGAAACACAAAUCAGCAUGAUAGUAAGUCAAGUGUUAUACAACGAAAGAACAAACAAAAUCGGAGAGUUGUGUACAAGUUGACCCUGAUGUUUAUGCUCAUAACUGUCAUUUUUCUCAUCUGUUUUAUCCCAAAGGUUAUCAUUAUGCUGCUAGAAGCUAGGAAUCCAAAAUUCUUGGAGGAACUCUUGGAUUCUGCAAGAGCUGGCAUUUCGUUUGUGUCUCGAAUGUACAUAAUAAACUAUAUCACAAAUCCAUUCAUUUAUGCAUUCUUAGACAACAAGUUUGCAUGUGAAGUCAAGAAAUUGUUUGACAAAUGUAGAGGAAAAUAAUGUAGUGAAAGGAAUAGUCACUCAUGUGAGAUGUGACCCUUAGGAUCUGUUUAUUUCGAGAAACAUGAAAAAAGCCUAAUUUCUAAUUCUUCUGAUUUGAUUGCAAUGAUUCAACA